AUGGAGGUUUUCGUGUUUCCAGGUGAAGUUACUUCUCCAUCGUUUGCAGCAUACUCGGCUGCUGCUCCACCCAGCGACCCCACCUCAACAUUCAGCCCGUCGAGUCACUACACUACAUUCAUCACUUCCGGGAUUCCCUUUCCGUCUUCUGUGUCCAUCAGCCAAACGAAAGUGCAGUCCUCAACACCAGGCACACCUUCUUAUUCGACCUCCCAAUCGCAAACCUCAUCAACCGAUACUAUCCCUGCUGAACCUAACAUCCCUUUUCGUCCUGGCUACCGCUCAGUAGCUUAUUACGGGAGUUGGGAUAUCUAUACACGGAACUUCCAGCCCCAAGAGAUACCAGCAAAGCGGUUAACUCAUUUGCUUUACUCAUUUGCUGAUAACAAGCCUGAUGGCACCGUCUUCUUGACAGACUCAUACGCCAAUGCGGAGAAGCACUAUGCAACCGAUUCCUGGAACGAUGUGGGAAAUAAUUUGUACGGAUCACUCAAGCAGCUCCAGAUUCUGAAAGCCAAGAACAGGAACUUGAAGGUGCUAUUGAGCAUAGGCGGAUGGACACACACCAACACAAACAAGCACAUGGACGGCCCUAUGGCUACGGCUGAAGGCCGGCAGCGCUUUGCGUCUUCUUGUGUUGAAUUGAUCCGCGACUAUGGCUUUGAUGGGAUUGACGUGGAUUGGGAAUAUCCCAAGGACAAAGAGCAAGGGUAUCAAUGGCUAGAGCUGUUGAAGGAGAUUAGGAGCCAGAUGAACAAAUAUGCCGAUAAGCUCGUGCAUAAGGACGACUCUGGAUAUGAACUGAAGCCGAAGUUCCUCUUGACGAUUGCCUCGCCGGCUGGUGAGAAGAAUUACAGGAAUCUGCCUUCAAGGGAAAUAAGCGAAGUUACCGAUUUUAUAAACCUGAUGGCAUACGACUACGCUGGUUCCUGGAACAAGCAAACCGGCCAUAACUCGAAUCUCUAUCCUUCGACGUCGAAUCCCCUGAGCACACCCUUCAAUACAGCUUCUGUCCUGGCCGCCUACAACGCUGCUGGCGUUCCGUCCUCCAAACUCAACCUUGGCAUGCCGCUCUAUGGUCGCUCCUUCACCGGUACUCAAGGUGUAGGGAAGUCAUUCGACAGUACUGGCGAGGGGUCGUUCGAGAAGGGCAUCUAUGACUUCAAGGACCUACCGGUAGCAGGUGCACAAGAGUAUUAUGAUGAGGAGGUUGGUGCAUCCUAUAGCUAUGACGAGGGAAGCGGCACAUUUGUCAGCUACGAUACUGUGGCCAUGGCGCUGAAGAAGGUUGACUACAUUGCGCAACAAAAAUUGGGUGGCGCCAUGUGGUGGGAGAUCAGCGGUGACAAGACGGAUAACGCCGGGAGCAUUGUGCAAAAUGUUAUUGAGAAAAUGCGCGGCGGCGGAAGUGGCGCAGGCAUUGAGUCGUCCUCCAACUGGCUCCUGUACCCGGACUCAAAGUUUGACAACAUCAGGAAUGGCGUCCUCACGCCACAAGUCGCCCAGCGGCUGCGCAGGGCCUGA
This is a messenger RNA of Alternaria arborescens, 1524 nucleotides long. Its product is annotated as Endochitinase 1. NCBI's taxonomy places the organism in Eukaryota, Fungi, Ascomycota, Dothideomycetes, Pleosporales, Pleosporaceae. Gene Ontology annotation, biological process: chitin catabolic process; carbohydrate metabolic process. The record is from RefSeq and is a predicted model, not a curated record. Gene Ontology annotation, molecular function: chitin binding; chitinase activity. The transcript is spliced from 4 exons. Bases 1 to 1524 code for a protein of 507 amino acids. Gene Ontology annotation, cellular component: extracellular region.